Strongylus vulgaris is the source of this 339-nucleotide messenger RNA. The record is from the annotation of a GenBank genome assembly. NCBI's taxonomy places the organism in Eukaryota, Metazoa, Nematoda, Chromadorea, Rhabditida, Strongylidae.
AUGGCUGCUCAUAAGCGUAAACUGCAGGCAAUUCGUAAAACUCCGGCUCGUGAGUUUGGAGUUGCCACAACUACCCCUGGAUUCUCUGUGGAGAAUGUUGCAGCAAUCCGCAAAACUUCGGCCCCUGUAACCGAUUUUGCAACCACCACUCCCAAAUCUGCUUUAGAAAAUGUUGGAGCAAUUCGCAAAACUCCAGCUCCCGAAACCGAUUUUGCAACAACAACUCCGAAAACUGCUUUAGGAAGUAUCGGAACUAUUCGUAAAAGUUCUGUUCCUGAAUCCGCUGUUGCCACCACUACUCCUCGUUCUGCCGUGGGAAAUAUUGGCGUAUGCGCAUAA